Closterium sp. NIES-67 is the source of this 884-nucleotide messenger RNA. The record is from the annotation of a GenBank genome assembly. NCBI's taxonomy places the organism in Eukaryota, Viridiplantae, Streptophyta, Zygnematophyceae, Desmidiales, Closteriaceae.
CACCGCAUUGACUCCCUCACUCCGACCUCCUUGCAUACUCGCUCCAACUCACUGCUGCAGCAGUACUUUUUCUUGCCUCCCUCCCGUGUUUCUAGCUUCAAUUUGACUUUUUCGACAAUAAUCUAACUCCACUCUAGCAAAGGUUCUCUACAUCCAGUCGUUUCUCGUCACCGUCGGCCUCUCUGCCUUACCUGUAGUGGUUGUCGCUCGCACGGAGCCAUGGGUUCCUCGGCUAAGGCCUUCCCCAUCGCGCUGCGCUUCCUCGAAUGCUGCUUCUGCUCCGCGACCUUCGCCAUCCUCUGCUACCUCAACUUCUCCUGGAGGAGCAUCAACGUGACGGCGUUUCUCUUCGGCACGGGCGUCACGGGGCUCAUCCUCUCCUUCAUCCACAUGCUCGUACACGUCGCCGCCGUCGCGGGGGUCAAGAUGGACUCGCUCGGCUCGCAGCUCUUCUGCAGCUUCAUGAUGAUGAUGCUCCUGUUUGCUGCGUCGUGCGCAUCAGCCUCCUUCACAUCCCGCAUGUGCAACUCCUACUCCUCCAGCUUCCUCCUCGGCUUCGUUCAAGACAGCUGCACCCUGCUCAAGUGGUCCAACGCCAUGGGGUUCCUCGGCACAAUCACCUACAUGACAUCCUUCUGGGUGUUCACUUCGUUCAUUUACAUGGAAGCUUAAAUUGGUGUAGAUCAUGUCUAAAUAAUCACUUCGAACAUUUGCACUAAUUAGAACACAUAUUUCAAAGUCUGAUGGAUUACAUAUUUUUUGUGUAUGACCUAGCAACAACUUGUAUCGUAGCUCGAGCAAAGUCUGGUUCACUUUUGUAGGUCGCAGUCACAUGGCUUUCAGGCCGCCUGACUCGAGGAGGUAUUCGUGUCAAUAGCAUUGUU